Molecule: messenger RNA, 1494 nt
Organism: Thelazia callipaeda (thelaziosis nematode)
Lineage: Eukaryota; Metazoa; Nematoda; Chromadorea; Rhabditida; Thelaziidae
Source: the annotation of a GenBank genome assembly
AGUUUGGAUUCUUGGGGAUAUGGCACUGAAGAUGAAAUUGAUGAGAUGUAUUAUGAACAUUCGAUGCGAACAGUUUUGAGGUUACGCAGUGCAGCAGAUAUGAGUUAUGUAGAUGAAAAAGAUCUCAGUAGAAUUGGCAUGAGCAGACCUGAACAAAAACGCUUAAGAGCGGCCUACUAUCGCAAAUUUUCAAAGCCAUCUGUGUUUGGGAAAAUUCGGAAUGUUAAAAAGAAAAAACAUGGUUCUAAUGGCUAUCAAGAGCAACAUGUGAUACCUUUAGAAAAUCUUACUCUGUCACGACAGUUAGGUAAAGGUGAAUUUGGUUCCGUUUAUCAGGCUGCGUGGAGUAAUUCAAAUAGCAAUGAGCAAAUACAAGUUGCUGUGAAGUGUAUUUUACCGGAAAAGUUUUUUGCGAAUCCACUUAACUUUUUGCAAGAAGCAGCAGUUAUGCACAAAAUGUGUCAUGAAUGUGUAGUCAGACUCUAUGGAGUAGUAUUAGAUACUAAAGCUGUUAUGCUGGUAUCCGAGCUAGCUCCAUGCGGAUCUUUGCUAGAAUGUCUCCAAAAUCGUUCACUUCGACCUACAUUUUUCAUUGAUACAUUGUGUGAAUUUUCUCAACAAAUUGCUCAGGGAAUGGAAUAUUUGUCAAGUGAAAGACUUAUUCAUCGUGAUCUCGCAGCGCGAAAUGUUCUUGUUUUUACAGCUAAGAGGGUGAAAAUAUCGGAUUUUGGUUUGAGUCGUUCGUUGGGUAUGGGGGAAGAUUAUUACAGAAGUGAGUUUUCGGAAGUUGUGAGGUUACCGAUUGCAUGGUGCGCACCUGAAGUAAUUAAUUUUCUGAAAUUCACUUCUGCAAGUGACGUUUGGUCAUAUGGUGUAACGUUGUUUGAAAUAUUUUCGUUCGGUCAAAUGCCUUGGGCUGGUCUUAGUGGCAUGCAGAUAUUGGCAGCGAUAGAUUAUCCUAAUUCACGAAGACUAGAAUGUCCAGAUGCAUGUCCGGUGGAAUUAUACAGCUUAAUGAUGCAGUGUUGGGCUCAUAAACCGGAAGAGCGUCCUUCAUUUACAGACAUUUUGCGACAUCUUCCAGAAAUUGUGCCUCAAUCUUUAGUCACGGUGAUGGCUUGUCGUGAUGGAGUCAUAGAUCAUCUCCAAUAUUCAAGAAAUGAAACAGUUAUUGUCCUUGACAAGUGCCCUUCAGCUUAUCCAGAUGGGUACUUUUGGCGCGGUUGCAUGCGAAAUGGUCAAACAGGCUUAUUUAGGCCAGAAGAAACGGUUGCUAAACUUGCCAUCGAGUUGCCAAACAAUAAACGAGAUCAGUGCUCUUCAUCAGUUUCUUUACUAACUAAUUCACAACCAUUUUCUUCUGGAAAGGAGAAAUUACAAAGUAGCAGUAGUAGAAAAAAAUUACUAAUAAGUGAACCUCAGGGUGAUUUUCGCCAUACUUGCCAUGUUGGCUCUGAUGGAACAGCUUUCGGGCUGCUGGAGGUAAUUUAUUAA